Molecule: messenger RNA, 1013 nt
Organism: Rhododendron vialii
Lineage: Eukaryota; Viridiplantae; Streptophyta; Magnoliopsida; Ericales; Ericaceae
Exons: 4
Coding region: 1-828 (275 amino acids)
Source: RefSeq, a predicted model, not a curated record
AUGCUGAGGUUCGUCGACCUCUCGAGAUCCAAGUUCUUUAUCCACGUGGGUCCGUCGGGUCCCGCGAUGAAUUGCCCGAACUUGGUCCAUAUUGACUUGUCCAACGCAACAGAGAUGAGGGAUCCGACUACGGCCGUGAUUGUGGAGGCCAAAAAUCUGGAGAAGUUUUUGCUGGUGAGGUGCAUGGGGAUUACGGAUAUGAGGAUUGGUAAGCCCGGUAUCCAACAGUGGCAGAGCGGGACCCAACCACGACGGUUGCACGAAUACGACGUCGUCUCUUCUUUCUCCUCCCUUUUGCUGUGGACUCCGGUGGCUCCACACUCCACAAAGCCCUAUCCAAAAACAAUGUCCGCCAUUUCUCUCUCCCCACCCUCCAUUUCCCCGUCCUCCGCUCUCCGCCCCUCGCUCUUCUCCAAGUUCCCUUCCUGCCCCCACCCCCUAUCUUCCUCCGCACCAGGACGUAGAAUCAGGAGAAGAACAACAACCCUAGUUUUUUCCAAGCCUCCGGAGGAAGCGGAGGCCUCCGCGGCGCCAAAGGACGAGUGGCUCAAGAAGCUUCCCGAGAAGAAGAAGCCGCUGUACUCCCACAGCCUCCCCUGCAUCGAGGCCUGGUUGAAGCAAUUAGGGUUUUACCAGCUUUGUGCUCUCAAAGCCCUUUGGCUCGUCGAAAAGCCCGACUGGCACGCUCAGUUGUCCCUUGAUGUCACCGACCUCUACAUAAGGUACCUGAAGACUGGACCUGGAAAUCUUGAGAAAGAUGUAGAGAGGAGAUUCAGUUAUGCACUGAGUAGAGAGGAUAUUGAGAAUGCGAUUCUUGGAGGACCAUAAGGAUGAUAUUUAUCAGUCGACCUUUGCUUUGCAUUCAUGGUUUUCAUUUCUGCUGUUGCUAGAAAUACUCCAUAGUUGCAGUAUCGGUUUGUCUUACAUUUAUAUUCGUACUUUUUGGCUCCUCUGUUGUGUGGAUCAAAACCUUUUCUGCUGCUAUCAAUAAAAUACUAAAUGGCUUUUGUUUC